Molecule: messenger RNA, 2159 nt
Organism: Bradysia coprophila
Lineage: Eukaryota; Metazoa; Arthropoda; Insecta; Diptera; Sciaridae
Gene: Shaw
Product: potassium voltage-gated channel shaker cognate w
Biological process (GO): potassium ion transmembrane transport; action potential; protein homooligomerization
Cellular component (GO): voltage-gated potassium channel complex; dendrite membrane; neuronal cell body membrane
Molecular function (GO): protein binding; delayed rectifier potassium channel activity
Source: RefSeq, a predicted model, not a curated record
AAUUGUAUAUAGCUUAACGUCAGCUAGAUAUAAUCGGUUUUACUUCAAAGUAACUUGCGAAUAGAAAAGAAAAUCUUUUGUUGAAAUUAUCCUUUGUCACGCAACUAUAUUCAUUCAACCCGAAACCGCAAUGUUUUUAUUAUAUAGAACAAAAAAAUAUUUUAUUCUUUUUCCCAAAGUAAAAUUACAAAAAAAGAUCCGUUCAAUUCGGUACGUUUAAGAAGCAUAAAGUGACUGUUGGACGAUUCGAUUAUGGUGGAUAGAAUUUUGUCGUUCGUUAUUCCAAUUUCUUAUAUUUUUUUAUAUCUAUUGUUGACUUCAAUCAAUCAAUAAAUAUUUGACGUGUUAUUAUUGGCAUCAAUCUUCGUUUCAGCCUGACUUCUCUUUAUUGGCUAGUCAGAACAACAGGAAAAAGGAAAUAUAAAAUUCAAUAAUCCUAAUAAAAUAAACAAAAUGCUCUUCAAUAUUUCAAAAAUAUAAUUAUUUUGAACCGUUCACCCGCAUCAACAAAUUUGUUUACACCCAGCUUUUAUAAACAGAUAAAAGUCUACACAACAAAAUAAACAACAGAAUGAAAAAAGUGGUUUUGCAUUGGCAUAAAAAGUAAAAACAAAAAACAACAACAACAACACAACAAAUACCCCAAAAGUCCCAUUGCGUACGAGAAUGAAAAAAGAUGAAAGUCGAUUCCAAAAAAAAUUUCGUCCGACAUGGUUUGAUGUAUUUAUGGCACUUCUAGCAAUCCAUCUGAAUGAAAAUGUUCUCUAAUGAAAAAUAUAAAAUUGAAGCCGAAAUGUUCACUUAAACAAACAAUAAUCGUUGAAAUAAAGUGAGUGUUGCUCUUGUAAGCGUUUUGGUGUAAAAAUAACUUUUUUUUUCUCCUUCAUCCAUGGUUUUAAUCUAAAUAAACAGAAGUGAAAAUAAAUUCAUCAAAUGAUUGAAGUAUAGGAGAAGUGAAUGUGAAAUAGAUGAAGUUAUAAAAAAAGAUUAUGACGUUUAACACCCAAAUAUACCUAUCUAUUACGUGAUGUUAUGUUAUGAUGCUAUUAUUACACACAGAAAGAAAAAUAUCUUAUUAAAAAAAAGUUGAUGAGGUGUGGUGUGGGGUUAAAUAAAAUGUAAUAAGAAAUUUAACGAUGGUUUAUGUGGUUCAUGGUCCAAAGUUUAACUAGUAAUUGUUAUUGCCCGAGGUAAAUAGCAACAUUUUUUCGGGAAAAAAGUUCAAAAAAUAUUUAUUGUCAUACUUAAGCAAAGUGUUUGUAAUAACAAGUAUAACGUAACGUGAAAGUGAGUAAAUAAAAAUAUAUCAAGCAUCUGAAGGAUACUUACUUAUAAGAAGAUAAAAAUAAAUAAGCGAAAAAGAAAUUCAAAUAUUUAUACAUGGAUAAUACAAGUUAUACGUACAGCACAUAAGAGCACAAUGAAAAAACGAAAGAUGAAUGAAGACAUUGGUAGGGGAGCGUUGGCUCUUUGCUAUCUAAAGAACUCCAAUUUAGCAUCAGCGGUAUAGCUUUCAUAUAUCAAUAUAUCAACUCAAUGAAAUAUACCUACAUGUGGUUAUGAAAUUCGUACGUUGUACAUAGAAAAGGAUAUCAUAGAAAAGCAUAGACAUGAAUCUGAUUAACAUGGAUUCAGAAAAUCGGGUGGUUCUGAAUGUGGGGGGAAUUCGACAUGAAACAUACAAGGCGACAUUGAAGAAGAUUCCAGCUACCCGAUUAUCCAGAUUGACCGAAGCAUUGGCGAACUAUGACCCAGUUUUAAAUGAAUACUUUUUUGAUAGACAUCCUGGUGUUUUCGCACAAGUUCUCAAUUAUUAUCGAACUGGUAAACUACAUUAUCCAACUGAUGUCUGUGGUCCACUAUUCGAAGAAGAGCUGGAAUUUUGGGGCUUGGACUCGAAUCAAGUUGAGCCUUGUUGCUGGAUGACAUACACAUCACAUCGUGAUACUCAGGAAACCUUAGCGGUAUUGGAUCGUUUAGAUUUGGAUACCGAAAAACCUUCAGACGAAGAAUUAGCUAGAAAAUUUGGUUUUGAAGAAGACUACUACAAGGGCUCAAUAUCUUGGUGGCAAAAUAUGAAACCGCAAAUAUGGUCAUUAUUUGAUGAACCAUACAGUUCAAAUGCAGCGAAGGUAUUAACCAAUGUAAAGCGUCGGUAA